This is a messenger RNA of Zootoca vivipara (common lizard), 1798 nucleotides long. Its product is annotated as cytochrome P450 2W1. Gene Ontology annotation, biological process: xenobiotic metabolic process. Gene Ontology annotation, cellular component: cytoplasm; intracellular membrane-bounded organelle. Gene Ontology annotation, molecular function: iron ion binding; heme binding; oxidoreductase activity, acting on paired donors, with incorporation or reduction of molecular oxygen, reduced flavin or flavoprotein as one donor, and incorporation of one atom of oxygen. NCBI's taxonomy places the organism in Eukaryota, Metazoa, Chordata, Lepidosauria, Squamata, Lacertidae. The record is from RefSeq and is a predicted model, not a curated record.
UAUAAAGCUCAGAACCAGUGGACAGAUCGGGGCAACUGAAUAUUUUCUCCCAUUCUUUCUGGAGAAGCAACUUUAAAAAUAAAAAUAAAAGAUGCCUCUGUUAAAUUUCCUCCUCUCUUCCCCUGCCUGCAUCUGCCUGCUGUGCCUGGUCUUCUUCUUCGCAUCGCUCUAUUUUCCAAGGAGCUUCAGAAAACCGACUUUUAAAUUCCCACCUGGUCCGAUGCCUCUCCCAAUCAUUGGCAACCUACAUUUGAUGGAUAUGAAAAGGCAGGACAAAUCCAUAUUGAAGCUUGCUGAGAAAUAUGGCCCGGUGUUCACCCUCCAUUUUGGAUUCCAAAAAGUAGUAGUGCUGACUGGCUAUGAAGCUGUGAGAGAUGCCCUUGUGACCUUCACGGAGGACUUUGUGGACAGGCCGCCAAUCCCAAUAUUUGAAGAGAUUCAGCAUGGAAAUGGGGUGUUUUUUUCCACCGGAGAGCUGUGGAGGACUACCCGAAGAUUCACCAUGGCCAGCAUGCGCAAUCUUGGCGUGGGGAAGAAGCUCAUAGAGAAGCAGAUUAAUGAAGAACUUGGUUUCCUUGUAGAGGACAUUAAAUCUUUUGAAGGUGAACCUUUCAUUCUCAGAACCUUUAACACCGCCCCAACCAACAUUACUUUUGCUCUGCUGUUUGGAGAGAGGUUCGACUACAAAGACCCAGUAUUCAUCACUCUCCUAAGACUCAUAGACGAAGUGAUGUGCCUUCUUGGAUCUCCAUUCUUACAUCUGUUUAAUUUCUACCCGUUCCUUGGAUUUUUUUUCAACACUCACAAAAUUCUACUGAAGAGGAUCGAAGACGUCCGCCUCAUUAUAAGGGAAUACAUCAAGACAAGCAAGCAAGACAUCAACGCCAACAACCUCAAUAGCUACACAGAUGCAUUGGUCUUCAAGCAACGAGAGGAUACGACUAAGCGAGAGAACCUUUUUAAUGAUGACAACCUCAUCGCUUCCAUCCUGGAUCUUGUCAUGGCUGGAACAGAGACCACAGCAACAACAUUACAAUGGGCCAUUCUGCUGAUGAUGAAGUACCCAAAGAUUCAAAAAAAGGUUCAAGAGGAGAUUGGGCGGGUUGUGAAACCAGGACACUGGGCCACAUACGAUGACCGGAAAGACAUGCCCUAUACCAAUGCAGUGAUCCACGAGGUGCAGAGAUUUAUCACGCUGUUGCCGCAUGUCCCACGCAGCACAUCCGUUGACACGCAUUUCAGGGGCUACUUUCUCCCAAAGGGAACGAUGGUGAUUCCUUCGCUCACUUCAGUGCUUAUGGAUCGAAGUCAAUGGGAGACCCCUCACGAGUUCAACCCUAACCACUUCCUUGACGCCGACGGGAAGUUUGUCAAGAAAGAAGCCUUCAUGCCUUUCUCCUUAGGGCGCCGAAAUUGCAUCGGCGAGAGCUUGGCCAAGAUGGAACUUUUCCUGUUCUUCACGGGCCUGCUGCAGAAAUUCACUUUUCAACCGCCACCAGGGCUUACGGAAACUGACUUGGACUUGACCGUUCCUAAGACGACCUUCACUUUGAGGCCGCAACCUCAGCUGACUUGCGCCAUUCCCCGGGAGUGAAAAGAGGACAUUGCGAUGAGAUAAUCCACACACAAGAAGGGGGUAACCCCCAGAGGAAAAAACCUCAAGUAGAGCAUUCCUUUUGGUGGAGCAGGAACUGAUGGAUCAGUACCUUAGCAAAGCUAGAAUUGCCAUGGGGUGUAUGCUUGAGAGGAAAAUGCAACUGGUCCCAAAAAACGUGACUUUUUCCAUGCUUGUCAUACU